CACAAUCUCGGGAUUAAGAAGGGUGAUGUCGUUAUGAAUUUACUUCCCAACUCGCCGGAAUUUGUUUUCACGUUUCUUGGAGCGUCGUAUCGCGGUGCUAUUAUGACGGCGGCGAAUCCGUUUUACACGGCGGUGGAAAUUGCCAAACAGGCGAAAGCUGCUAAUGUGAAAUUGAUUGUCACCAUGGCUUGCUUUUAUGAUCGGGUUAAGGAUUUGGGUGAAAAUGGUGUCAAAAUUGUGUGUGUUGAUUAUGCUGUUGAGGGUUGUUUGCAUUACUCUGUUUUGAGUGGCGCGGAUGAAUCCCAUUUGCCGUUUGUGGAUUUCGCCGCCGAUGAUGUGGUGGCGCUGCCGUACUCCUCCGGCACUACCGGUUUGCCAAAGGGUGUUAUGUUGACUCAUAAAGGGUUGAUCACAAGCGUUGCUCAACAAAUCGACGGCGAAAAUCCGAAUCUGUAUUAUCAUGGUGGUGAUGUUAUCCUCUGUGUUUUGCCGUUUUUUCAUAUCUAUUCACUCAAUUCGAUUUUGCUGUGUGGAUUACGCGCCGGUGCUGCGAUUUUGAUAAUGCAAAAAUUCGAAAUCGUUUCGUUUUUGCAAUUAGUUGAGAAAUAUAAAGUGUCGAUCAUGCCGAUCGUGCCGCCAAUAUUUUUAGCCAUUGCUAAAUCGCCGGAUUUGGUGAAAUACGACGUGUCGUCGGUGAGGGUAUUGAAAUCCGGUGGAGCGCCGCUGGGGAAAGAAUUGGAAGACGCUGUGAGGGAGAAGUUUCCAGCGGCGAUUCUCGGGCAAGGAUAUGGAAUGAGCGAAGCCGGUCCGGUUCUGACCAUGAGUUUAGCGUUUGCGAAAGAACCGUUUCCGGUGAAAGCCGGCGCCUGUGGGACGGUGGUUCGAAAUGCAGAGAUGAAGAUUGUUGAUCCGGAAACCGGCGCGUCGUUGCCGGCGAAUUCCGCCGGAGAGAUUUGUAUUAGAGGGGAUCAGAUCAUGAAGGGAUACUUAAACGAUUUGGAGUCUACGAAGAGGACUGUUGAUAAAGAAGGAUGGCUUCACACCGGCGACAUUGGGUUCAUCGACGACGACGACGAGCUUUUCAUCGUCGACCGGCUUAAGGAACUGAUAAAAUUCAAGGCGUUUCAGGUGGCGCCGGCGGAGCUGGAGGCUCUUCUGAUCACUCACCCCAAACUAUCCGAUGCGGCUGUGAUUGGUAUGCCGGACGAGCAGGCCGGAGAAGUGCCGGUGGCGUUUGUGGUGAAGGCGAACGGCGGCGCGAUCACGGAAGAAGAUGUAAAGCAAUUCAUAUCAAAACAAGUGGUGUUCUACAAAAGGCUAAAACGAGUGUUUUUCGUGAACGCGAUUCCAAAGGCUCCGUCGGGUAAAAUCCUUAGAAAACAGCUCAGAGCCAAACUGGCUAAUGGUGCUUAUGAUUAAACAUCAAAUUCCCCUGUAUCGUCUCUACUCCAAACUGACAGCAUUUCUUUUUUUUUCUUUUUUUUUUUUAAA
This is a messenger RNA of Cucurbita pepo subsp. pepo (vegetable marrow), 1491 nucleotides long. The record is from RefSeq and is a predicted model, not a curated record. NCBI's taxonomy places the organism in Eukaryota, Viridiplantae, Streptophyta, Magnoliopsida, Cucurbitales, Cucurbitaceae.